CCACUUCCACUUCACAAGUUUCAACAUUGAGAGAGCUCAGAGAUUGUGUGCAACACUAUCUCAACUUUUCAAUGGAGGACAAGGGAGAGAAGAAGAAGGAGAACAAGAUAGAGCCUAUAAAUUACAAUGAUGCUGACGAUCUUAAAAAAUCACUUCAAGAACUGAAGGAGUUGCGUUCACAACUUCACAAUGCAGCAGACCAUUGUGAGACUUUGUUUCUGAAAGCUAAGCAGAAGAAAAUAGUUAUGGAGAACACAAAGAGCUAUUUAUGUCAGGCCAUUGUUACGGUCAUCGAUCAUUUGGGGACUGUGUCAUCGAAAUUGGAGCAGAGAAUGUUAACUGCAAUACACUUGGAUAUAUUACCAGCACAUUCCACAAGUCUCUAA
Dioscorea cayenensis subsp. rotundata (Guinea yam) is the source of this 386-nucleotide messenger RNA. RefSeq names its product probable protein ABIL5. The coding region runs from base 72 to 386 and encodes 104 amino acids. The record is from RefSeq and is a predicted model, not a curated record. The transcript is spliced from 3 exons. Lineage: Eukaryota; Viridiplantae; Streptophyta; Magnoliopsida; Dioscoreales; Dioscoreaceae.